Ilyonectria robusta is the source of this 1154-nucleotide messenger RNA. RefSeq names its product chaperonin 10-like protein. Lineage: Eukaryota; Fungi; Ascomycota; Sordariomycetes; Hypocreales; Nectriaceae. The record is from RefSeq and is a predicted model, not a curated record. The transcript is spliced from 3 exons. Gene Ontology annotation, molecular function: oxidoreductase activity. The coding region runs from base 61 to 1149 and encodes 362 amino acids.
AUCCAUAGUACGAAAGAUUUUAUCGCAUAUUACUGGCCAAUAUUUGCUCCUCUUCUAAACAUGACUUCACCCGCAAUUCCAACACAACAGAGGGCUGCGGUUCGUCAAGGGAGCGGCCCAACAUCCACCACCAAGGUCGAGAAUAUCGAAGUCCCGCGACCCGGCCCAGGACAGAUCCUUGUAAAGAUUAAGUGGACUGGACUUUGUGGUUCAGACAAGUCGUUGCUGCACGAUGACUGGAGCGGCUUUGGUAUCAGCAUGAUGUCAAGCACCCAUGGCAUUGCCGGCCACGAAGGCGCAGGCGAGGUUGUUGCAAUUGGUGAAGGCAUGGAAGGCCGGUGGAAGUUGGGUGAUCGCGCGGGCGUCAAGUGGAUUGCGAGCACAUGUGGCGAGUGUGAGUUCUGCCUGGAUGGAGUCGACGAGGUGCAUUGCAUCAAGCAAUCGAAUAGUGGAUUCUCAGUUCCGGGUACGUUCCAGGAGUAUUGUCUCGCAGAUGGCCGAUAUACCUCAAGGCUCCCCGAUGGUGUCUCUGAUGAGGAAGCUGGCCCUAUCAUGUGCGGAGGCGUCACGGCCUACACGGCAUGUAAGCGAUCCGCUGUCAAGCCUGGCCAAUGGAUCGUUCUUCCAGGAGCCGGUGGUGGGCUCGGGCAUUUUGCAAUUCAAUAUGCGCGCGCUAUGGGAAUGAGAGUGAUUGCCAUCGACGGCGGCGACGCCAAGCGCGACCUUUGCCUGAAGCUCGGCGCUGAGAUCUUCAUUGAUUUCCAGACUACGAAGGAUAUCACCGCUGAAAUCAUGAAGAUAACGACAUACGGCGCGCACGGCGUCAUCGUGACGGCAGCAACCAAGGCAGCCUAUGAGUCCGCGCCAACAUUCCUGCGACCGAAUGGCACCGUGGUAGCCGUUGGGUUGCCUCAAGAUCCUUCAAUCAUGGCUGGGGCUUCCCCCAUUCUAGUUGCGCUGAGACGUCUCAACAUUGUUGGAAGCGUUGUGGGUAGCCUGAAGGAAGUUGAGGAGGCCCUUGACUUUACUGCUCGAGGUCUUGUCCAUCCAAUUAUUUCCAAGGGAAAGCUUGAGGACCUGGAUACUUGGGUUGAGAAAUUGGUUGCUGGACAAGUAGCUGGACGCGCUGUGUUGCAAGUCGCUGCGUAGGCAGG